AUGGGCGAGACCAAGAUCAUCUACCACCUGGACGGGCAGGAGACGCCGUACCUGGUGAAACUGCCGCUGCCCGCCGAGCGCGUCACCUUGGCGGACUUUAAGGGCGUUCUGCAGCGACCCAGCUACAAGUUCUUCUUCAAGUCUAUGGACGACGACUUCGGAGUGGUGAAGGAGGAGAUCUCAGAUGACAAUGCCAAGCUACCCUGCUUUAACGGCCGGGUGGUGUCCUGGCUAGUGUCAGCUGAGGGCUCGCACCCAGAGCCAGCCCCCUUCUGUGCUGACAACCCAUCAGAGUUGCCACCGCCUAUGGAGCGCACAGGAGGCAUCGGGGAUUCCCGACCGCCAUCCUUCCACCCUCAUGCUGGUGGGGGCAGCCAGGAGAACCUGGACAAUGACACAGAGACAGACUCCUUGGUGUCUGCACAGCGAGAGCGGCCACGCCGAAGGGAUGGCCCAGAGCAUGCAACCCGGCUAAAUGGAACUGCAAAGGGGGAGCGGCGGCGAGAGCCAGGGGGUUAUGAUAGCUCAUCCACACUUAUGAGCAGCGAGCUGGAGACCACCAGCUUCUUUGACUCAGAUGAGGAUGACUCCACCAGCAGGUUCAGCAGCUCCACAGAACAGAGCAGCGCCUCACGCCUGAUGAGAAGACAUAAGCGGCGGCGGAGGAAGCAGAAGGUUUCUCGGAUUGAGCGGUCCUCGUCCUUCAGCAGCAUCACGGACUCCACCAUGUCACUCAACAUCAUCACAGUUACUCUCAACAUGGAAAAGUAUAACUUCUUGGGCAUCUCCAUUGUCGGCCAAAGCAAUGAACGUGGUGACGGAGGCAUCUACAUUGGCUCUAUCAUGAAGGGUGGGGCCGUGGCUGCUGAUGGACGCAUUGAGCCAGGAGAUAUGCUGUUACAGGUAAACGAGAUCAAUUUUGAGAACAUGAGUAAUGACGAUGCAGUCCGGGUACUGCGGGAGAUUGUGCACAAACCGGGGCCCAUCACCUUGACUGUAGCCAAGUGCUGGGACCCAAGUCCACGUGGUUGCUUCACAUUGCCCAGGAGCGAGCCCAUCCGGCCCAUUGACCCUGCGGCCUGGGUCUCCCACACUGCGGCCAUGACGGGUACCUUCCCUGCCUACGGCAUGAGCCCCUCCCUGAGCACCAUCACCUCCACCAGCUCCUCCAUCACCAGCUCCAUCCCUGACACAGAACGCCUAGAUGACUUCCACCUGUCCAUCCACAGUGACAUGGCCGCUAUAGUAAAAGCUAUGGCCUCCCCUGAAUCAGGGCUGGAGGUUCGCGAUCGCAUGUGGCUCAAGAUUACCAUCCCCAACGCUUUCAUCGGCUCAGACGUGGUGGACUGGUUGUACCACAAUGUGGAAGGCUUCACUGACCGGAGGGAGGCCCGCAAGUAUGCCAGCAACCUGCUGAAAGCUGGCUUUAUCCGCCACACUGUCAACAAGAUCACCUUCUCUGAGCAGUGCUACUACAUCUUCGGCGACCUCUGCGGCAACAUGGCCAACUUGUCCCUCCAUGACCACGACGGCUCCAGCGGCGCCUCUGACCAGGACACCCUGGCUCCUUUGCCGCACCCAGGAGCCGCCCCUUGGCCCAUGGCUUUCCCUUACCAGUACCCACCACCCCCGCACCCCUACAACCCACACCCGGGCUUCCCAGAGCUGGGCUACAGCUACGGUGGAGGCAGUGCCAGCAGUCAGCACAGUGAAGGCAGUCGGAGCAGUGGCUCCAACCGUAGCGGCAGCGAUCGGAGGAAGGAGAAGGACCCAAAGGCCGGGGACUCCAAGUCAGGUGGCAGCGGCAGUGAGUCGGACCACACUACACGCAGCAGCCUGCGGGGGCCACGUGAGCGGGCGCCCAGCGAACGCUCGGGCCCAGCAGCCAGCGAGCACAGCCACCGCAGUCACCACUCGCUGGCCAGCAGCCUGCGCAGCCACCACACACACCCGAGCUACGGCCCUCCAGGAGUGCCCCCUCUCUAUGGCCCCCCCAUGCUGAUGAUGCCCCCACCUCCUGCGGCCAUGGGGCCCCCAGGAGCCCCUCCGGGCCGCGACCUGGCCUCUGUGCCCCCCGAACUGACCGCCAGCAGACAGUCCUUCCGCAUGGCCAUGGGAAACCCCAGACUUCCCAGGAUCCUUCACCUCCUGGGACCGGACUUGCUGGUGCUGCCCCUUACUUCUGUCCGCCCCACCCACUUUUAGGAGCUGACCCCAGCCAUAACCUUGGGGGCAUGCUCACCUCCUUAUUUAUCCCCUCCUUCUGCCCCCUCAGUUGCUUUUCACCAUUCAUUCUGCUACAUCAUCCCUCUAUUAACCCCACCUCUUCAGGCAUGUGUGCAAAUCUCUUGACUUUGCCCCACAGUACUGACACCAAAAAAAAUUUGCUUCACCUGCCUUCCUAACUGUUCCCCUGCCUGCUGCCUCAGUCCUGCACCUUAGCUGUAGUCACCUCCAGUGGCCAUCCAUGCUAUCCCUCCCUGUGCCCAGCAGGGAUCAGAAGCCUGGAGGGCCCUCUCGGUUGCUUGAGUGGCUAGUGGCUUCCAGGGAGCAUCUCUUACUCUACUCCCACCCCAUGGCUGCCUUGCAUGCUGGUUCCUUCAGACCCCUAACCCUACUAACCAGUGGGCUCAUCUCACCUCCCAGCCUGAAACAUUUCUUUUCUUUCUUUUUUCCUCCCCCAAUUUACCCUGGGCCUGGAGCAGCCAAGAAUUUCGGGCUGUUUGACUUUCUGUGAGCCCCCAGCGAGGGGAGGCCCAGCCUCCGAGGAGACCAGGAACCCUGCUUCAGCAGCCCCUCAGGGCUUCCCAAGGAUGUCCAGCCCCCACACCCACACUUCAACAUAUUGAGUCACUAGGCUUCUGGGAAGGGACCCCAGCUUUCUUUACCCAUUCAUGGGAGACUCUUCUUUCCAGAAAGAGUAUUCUCUCUCUCUCUCUCUCUCUCUCUCUCUCUCUCACGCAUGCACUCACGCAUGCAUGCACGCGCGCGCGCCUAUGUGAGUUCACUUAAGACUCAGGGCUAGUCCCUGCCCAGAGGGCUGGACCCUCUGUCCCAGUCAACUCCCAGGUUGUGAGGUUGGGCCCCUGACUUUCCCCUUCCUCAUGGCCUUCAAGCCUCCCACACAUUUCCCCAGCAUCUUCCUACCUGGAUAAAGCCCAUAAGCUGGGUCUUAGGCUGGGCUCAGCAGAGGACUCCCCAGGUGACUGACAGGUCAUUCUCACCACCCUCCACGUGACACACCCUUCCCUGUGUUUACAUCCACUAUGACACCCCAGAGCAAGGACAUAGGAGCCUACAGGCCAAUUGAGUUUGGGCAGAAGGAAUUCUGGGCCUUCUAGACAGACUUCCAAGCCCCAGGUUUUCUUUUUCUUUUUUUUUUUUGGUGGCUGUCAAGUACAGAGAUCUGAACCCUUGACCUUGGUGUUACAACACCACACUCUAACCAAUUGAGCCAAGCAGCCAGGCUCAAGUGCCAGGUUUUCUUUUUUUUUUUUUUAGCUUAUUCUCCACUGUAAACAAAUCAUGACUUUCUCUUUAAGCCUCUGCUAUGAAUACUCCUGGCUUCCCUAAGCUCCCAUAUUUUCAGGGCUGGAGUGUCAAGAGUGAGAUGAAGUCCUUAGGGUCCAGGCUUUGGGGUGAACUGAGGUAGGGGCAUUUUGGCAUUCACUCAUUUAACAAAUACUUCCUGAGGUUUUAGUGAGCAGAAGGCUGUGUGGAAAGUGUGACUGUGUAGUCUUGCCUGCUUUCUGGGAGCUUUGAGUUUGCUCCCAAUCCAGGCCAUGGCUUCUUCUAGCCACCACUACAGGGUUGUCUCCUGUACUGUCUGGUUCUGCCUUGUCCAUCUCUCUUGAGAAUUUCUCCACUAUUGUUUAUGCCUUCAGUGUCAGUGCUUUCCUUGUUCCAUCUUUGGUCCACUUCUCUUUCCUCUCUAUUUAUUCCCAAAAUGAUGUCAUCCAUCCUGAUGUCCUCAAUUGCCACUGAUAUGCUGGUGAUUCUCAGAUAUAUAGCUUCAACUCCAACUUCCCCCAGUCUUUAGAUCUGUAUUUUUAUUACUCUCUGGACAUCUCCAUGGACAUGUCCAUAUGGACUCAGCUCAUGUCCCCAACCCAAGUGUGUUCCUCCUGAAUUGUAAUCCUGGCUACCUUCAUCACAAUCUACGUAGGCUUACCAGCUAGAAAUAUUUAUGGGCUUAAAUUCCUUCUUCCCAUAUCUUACUAGUCAUCAUAUCCAUUCCACUCUGAAAAAUCUUUCUUGCAUUUGGCCCUUCCUCUCCCCUCUGUCUCUACUUUAAUUCACCAGAGCAAGGGUUUUGGAGUCAGGUUAUUCUGGGUUUGAAUUCCAGCUCUGCUAUUUUGGUUGCGUGAUAGAGUUAUUUAACCUCUCUGAGCCUCAGUUCCG
This is a messenger RNA of Galeopterus variegatus (Sunda flying lemur), 4401 nucleotides long. RefSeq names its product dishevelled segment polarity protein 3 (gene DVL3). Lineage: Eukaryota; Metazoa; Chordata; Mammalia; Dermoptera; Cynocephalidae. Gene Ontology annotation, molecular function: frizzled binding. Gene Ontology annotation, biological process: intracellular signal transduction; canonical Wnt signaling pathway. Bases 1 to 2205 code for a protein of 734 amino acids. Gene Ontology annotation, cellular component: cytosol. The record is from RefSeq and is a predicted model, not a curated record. The transcript has 16 exons.